AUGGCAAUGAUCGGGAGUAUUGAAGCUUUCAAAGGGCAGGCGGAAGAAUUUGAAUCAUAUCUCGAGAGAAUGGAACAUCUAUUCGACGUGAAUGAAGUACCAGAUGCCAAGAAAGUGUCAAUGUUAAUCACUCUUGCUGGAUCUAGUGUAUAUAAUACCAUGAAGAAUUUGGUAGCUCCAAGAAAACCCGCAGAAUUGACCUAUGUGCAGAUGACAGACCUUUUGAGGAAGCACUAUGCUCCACCAGUAUCCGAGAUUAGUGAACGAUUCGUGUUCAAUCGAUGUAAUCAACGAUUAGACCAAAGCAUAGCAGAGUACAUCGUCGAACUGAGAAAAGUAGCUAGUACGUGCAAUUUUGGCGGCCAGUUCUUAGAUGAAGCAUUGCGUGAUAGAUUCGUCUGUGGUGUCAAUUCCGAAAAUAUACAAAAGAAGCUACUCUCAGAAGCAGUGUUAACGUUUCCUCGAGCUUGCUCAUUAGCACAAGGAUGUGAGUUAGCUGACAAGCAAGUAAAAAUGUUAGCAAAUGCUAGUCCUAUCAAUUUCGUUCAAAAACAUAAACAACAUGUGACUAAGAACCAAAGUUACAGACAAAGGAUUAAGCAUCAGCCGGAUGCAGUAGUCAAAGCAGAGGUGGAUACAACAUGUAGCAAAUGCGGCAGGAUUCAUCUGAAAGAGAAGAAGUGUCCAGCAGCAAGGUGGCGAUGUUAUGCGUGUUCGAAAUUUGGUCAUGUAACCAGAUUAUGUCCGUCGAAAGCAGACGUAGUGAUGAUGGAUACGAUGAAGUCAAUAGUGAUUUACUAG
Phaedon cochleariae (mustard beetle) is the source of this 801-nucleotide messenger RNA. NCBI's taxonomy places the organism in Eukaryota, Metazoa, Arthropoda, Insecta, Coleoptera, Chrysomelidae. The record is from the annotation of a GenBank genome assembly.